Hibiscus syriacus is the source of this 966-nucleotide messenger RNA. RefSeq lists its product as uncharacterized. The record is from RefSeq and is a predicted model, not a curated record. Gene Ontology annotation, cellular component: chloroplast. The transcript is spliced from 3 exons. NCBI's taxonomy places the organism in Eukaryota, Viridiplantae, Streptophyta, Magnoliopsida, Malvales, Malvaceae. The coding region runs from base 85 to 924 and encodes 279 amino acids.
AUUUUCUGUAAUUUUCUGGGUUUAGCUUAGACUCGCAUAGGUAUAUAUGGAGGAUUGAUUUGAGCAAGGCAAUCCAAAACAAGAAUGGAGUCGAUUCAUGCUAGCAAUCGAAUCUCACCCUGUAUCAGUGGUCCCAACCCAAGAAAACCCCAGUUCUUGCCCCAUUAUCCCUUUCUUGUCUGCUUCAAUCAUAAGCUUCCGGUCACCAAUUCCUUGAAAUUGAUCGCCUCUUCAUCACCAUGUCGGCAACGGUUUGCUCCUUUAUCAAACCACAACAGAUAUGUAUCGGUUUCGAAAUGCCGGCGUGGGAACACCCUUUGCAGACUCGAAGGCGAAGAUAAGCCGGCUGGAGGCAAUGAGGAUUCACCGUGGAAAGCUAUUGAGAAAGCUGUAGGAAACUUUGGAAAGCAACAAUCGAUCGAAGAUGUGUUGAGGAAGCAGAUGGAGAAGCAAGAAUAUGCUUCUGAAGGCGGUGGCAAAAAUCCGCCAGGUGGUGGAGGUGGCGGUGGUGGUGAGGAUGAAUUUGGUGGAUCAGAGGAUGAAAGCCUCUCUGGGAUCUUGGAUGAGACCCUGCAAAUGGUUUUAGCAACCAUUGGCUUCAUAUUCCUGUAUGUAUACAUCUUGACCGGUGAGGAAAUCGCUCGGCUGGCAAAGGAUUACCUCAAGUACCUCUUCGGCGGAAACAAAAGCGUUCGAUUAAGGCGUGCCAUGUACCAGUGGAGAGCUUUCUUUGCGAAGCUGACUGAGAAGAAGGAAUACGAUCAGUUUUGGUUGGAAAAGGCUAUCAUCACUACUCCGACAUGGUACGACAGCCCCGACAAGUACCGAGAGAUCCUCAAUUCUUACAUCGAAUAUGAGGAAGACGAUGACGACAAUCGUAAUGACUACGACGAUGAUGCAAAUGGAUCAUAUUAUGAUGAAUAAUUCCGAGUUGUCUUUCGGUCUAUGUUCUUUAAAGAUGUUGGU